CUCAGCUAACAGUCCCUGGACUCCUCUUGAUCCUGGAUCUCAGCGUACACGACCAGUGUAAUGUACACACCUCCCUGAACCUUAUCUCAGGCCAGCCAUCAAGGGUCCUUCCCUUCAGUAUCUGAGGCCCUCUCUGGGAGAGUUGUCUCCUAGAGUGUACCCACAUCUGGAGGUCUGACAAUAACCCUGGUUACAUCUGUACUUUUGCAGCACGUUUCCAUUGGCAUGAUUCAAGAAUAGCAAUGGAUCCUGAAGGCUCACGCAUCCAAGAUGACCCAGAUGUCAAGGUGAUGAUGGCAGGGUCGACUCUUAGAAAAGUAAAGUCACGAUCGUGGAAGAAGCAGCGGCAUUUUCGCCUCCUGGAGGAUGGCCUGACAAUCUGGUACAAAUCCAGAUGGGCAGGGAGAGGCCACUCCACUUUCUCAAUUACCGAGCUGGAGGCUGUGCGUGAGGGCCACCAGUCUGAAGUCCUGCUGAGCAUUGCUGAGGAGUUCCACGCUGACCAGUGCUUCACCUUGGUGUUUCAUGGUCGCCAAGGCAACUUGGACCUUGUGGCUGAAUCCCCAGAGGAAGCCCGGGCCUGGAUCCAGGGAGUGCGCAAGCUAAUUCAGAAGGCUCAAACGAUGGAUGAGAAGGAGAGGCUAGACCAGUGGGUCUGGGACUGGUUUAAGAAAGCUGACAAAAACAAAGACGGGAAGAUGAAUUUCAAAGAGGUGCGGACACUGCUGAAGAUGAUGAACGUAGAGAUGAAUGAGGAACAUGCUUUGCAUCUUUUCACGAUGGCUGACAAGCACGAGUGUGGCUCUUUGGAAAUCGAGCAGUUUGUCCAUUUCUAUAAGAUGCUGACUCAGAGGGAUGAAGUGUGGAAGGUGUUCCAGGACUACUCGGGAGAUGGAGAAAAGUUAAUGUUGGAGGAACUGGAGAACUUCCUGAGUGUGGAACAGCAGGAGGGAGAGAAGAGUUCCCAGCAUGCACAGGAGCUCAUUGAUCGCUAUGAACCAUCUGAGUCAGCCAAGAAGCAAGGCGCCAUGUCGUUAGAUGGCUUCCAGAUCUACCUGUGCUCACGGGAGGGCUCCAUAUUUAAACCUGAGCAUCGGGAUCUUCACCAGGACAUGAGCCAGCCGCUAAACCACUACUUCAUCUCCUCCUCACACAACACCUACCUGCUGGAGGACCAGCUGCGAGGGAUGAGCAGCCUGGAGGCAUACAUCCAGGCCCUGAAGAGAGGCUGCCGUUGUGUAGAGGUGGACUGCUGGGAUGGCAGUGAUGGGGAACCUGUUGUGUAUCAUGGUCACACUUUGACUUCCAAGAUACUUUUUAGAGAUGUCAUUUCAACAGUGAAGGAAUAUGCCUUUAAGGUAUCGGACUUUCCAGUCAUCCUGUCCCUUGAGAAUCACUGUGGCAUAGAGCAGCAGACAGUCAUGGCCCAGCACCUUCGCCAAAUCUUGGGUGACACACUACAGACCACCCUACUGGAUGGGCAAGUCCCUCAACAGCUUCCCUCUCCACAGGAACUGAAGGGGAAAAUUUUGUUGAAAGCUAAGAAGAUAAGCAGUCCAGGAGACUGUCUCGAUGGAACCCUGACAGAUGAAGUUAGCGAUGAGGAAGAGAUAGCCAAUGAUGAACCUGGGAGCCUGUCGACAGAGGAGCCAUCUGCUGAGUCUCUGAACUGUGAUGGAAAGAAUGGAAAGAAGUCCAAGUCCAAACUGUCCAGGGAGCUGUCAGACUUGGUGGUUUACUGUAAGAGCGUGCACUUCCAUGGCUUUGAGCAUGCUCAUUCACACGCCAAAUGUUAUGAGAUGUCCUCCUUCUCUGAAUCCAAGGCUAAGAGGCUUGCUAAGGACGCAGGGACAAAUUUUGUGCAGUACAACACACGGCAGCUGAGCAGGAUCUAUCCCAGUGGCCUCAGGACAGACUCCUCCAACUACAACCCGCAGGAGAUGUGGAAUGUAGGCUGUCAGAUAGUGGCUCUGAACUUCCAGACAGCUGGUUUGGAGAUGGAUCUGAAUGAUGGGCUGUUCAGACAGAAUGGCUGCUGUGGCUUCGUUCUCAAGCCUGACUUCAUGAGAGACGGCAACACUCAGUUCAGUCCAGACAAACCCGAGGAGCGGCAAGGCUACAAACCACUCCGCUUGUCAAUACAGGUUCAGAGCUGCAUGGGAGAUUUGUGGUUGCAAUGGACAGCUACUACUGUCAGUGUUAAUGGGAAGCAGGAAGUGUUAUGUGCCUUUCUGUGCUGGGCAGUGGUGUUUGUAUCUAUUGUGCAAAUAUAUUUGUGUGUUUAUCAGGUGAUCAGUGGGCAGCAGCUACCAAAGGUGAAUCAGAAAGAAGGCUCUAUUGUAGACCCACUGGUCAGAGUGGAAAUCUAUGGAGUGCCACAGGACCACGCCAAGGAAGAGACCAGUCACAUUAACAACAAUGGUUUUAACCCAGUGUGGAAUGAAACUUUAAAUUUUGUCAUCCAUGCCCCUGAGCUGGCCCUGGUUCGCUUUGUGGUAGAGGACUAUGACAAGGCGUCCCGGAACGACUUCGUUGGACAGUUCACUCUUCCAUUUACAUGCAUCCAAGCUGGAUAUCGUCACAUCCACCUGCUCUCUAAAGACGGAACGGCUAUUCCUCCCUCCUCCCUCUUUGUCAAUGUCAGCAUCACAGACUUCACAUGAGGACAUUCAAUCUGAUAUCAAGCCAGAGGUGAAGUACUGUGUGUUCCUUUGCCGUAUGAAGGAUGAGAACAGCAUGCACCAAUACUUUUAUCUGGUAUUGGGCAUUUGGGAGGCUAAAGUAGGGUAUCAGUACAAAUUCCACAGACUUAAAAAGCAAACAGCAGAAAUCAGACUCUGUUAUUUGUUUCUCAGCAUUAUUCACUCAAACAAGGAUUUCUGCAAUAGAAGACUCUUCAAGUAAUUGAAUCAUUUUUAUGCCUCGGUGCCGGUAAUAGCCGUGGCUGGAGGCAUUAUGUUUUCGGGUUGUUCGUCACUCUGAGGUCCCUUUCUAGUGAACGCAUUAUCUCAGGAACACUCUGAGGUAAUUUCUCCAAAUUUGGCACAAACAUCCAUUUGUACUCAAUGAUGAACUGAUAAGAAUUUGGUGUUCAAAGGUCACUGUGACCUCACUAAGCAUGUUAUUGGACAUAACUCAAGAAUUAAUUUCCUUCUUAUGUCAAAACUUCACAAAGAUGUCUAAUAGGACAUAAUGGUGAGGUGAUGACAUUUCAUAUCCAAAAGGUCAAAGGUCAGCUUCACUGUGGUAUCAUGUUGUUCUGCAAAAAUACUGUCCAUUCUGGCCAUUACUCAACAUCAUAACUCAGGAACAGAAGGGGAGACAUUUGGUCAGAUGCUGAAUUAGUGACACAAUAAUCCACCUUGAAACUGUGCUGAUUGUAUAGAUCUUCUAUGUUGUUUGGGGUGUGUGAAACAUCCAUGUUUUCACAGACAUGGAUGUAAACUGUAAAUGUAACUUGACUGGUUCCCAGAGGCAUACAACCAUAAAGUGGUAAUUAUGGUUAUGUAAAUACAGGGUUUAAAUUCACAGACAAAUGAAAUAAUGAGUAAAAAAAAACAGAGAACAUGUAGUACUAAAAAAAAAAAACAUCUAAAAUUUAAAGGAACAGAUCUGCCUGUUAUCUAUUUAUGUUCUUAUGUCAGACGUAUGUAAUUCUUAAUUCAACUUUUUAUGGAAAUAUUUCCUGCAAGCUUUUUAAUUUCCAUUGUCUUUGAAUGAAGGGUCAUGAAGGAUUGCUGCAUGUCUAGAAUGUCUUAACAUACCUAUAUGCCUUAAAACGUAGUGUAUAUGCAGAAGUAACAGUACCUGAAAUAGAGUAAUAAUAGAAUGUAAAAAAAACCCUGCCAAAUAUCAGUAUCAUAAACCUAUCAGUAUAAAGUAAUCAAAACUUUGAA
This is a messenger RNA of Epinephelus fuscoguttatus (brown-marbled grouper), 3896 nucleotides long. It is a transcript of the gene plcd4b, whose product is annotated as phospholipase C, delta 4b. The record is from RefSeq and is a predicted model, not a curated record. NCBI's taxonomy places the organism in Eukaryota, Metazoa, Chordata, Actinopteri, Perciformes, Serranidae. Gene Ontology annotation, biological process: lipid metabolic process; intracellular signal transduction. The coding region runs from base 243 to 2663 and encodes 806 amino acids. The transcript has 15 exons. Gene Ontology annotation, molecular function: phosphatidylinositol-4,5-bisphosphate phospholipase C activity; calcium ion binding.